Octopus sinensis (East Asian common octopus) is the source of this 486-nucleotide messenger RNA. RefSeq names its product general transcription factor II-I repeat domain-containing protein 2A-like. The transcript has a single exon. Bases 1 to 486 code for a protein of 161 amino acids. Gene Ontology annotation, molecular function: protein dimerization activity. Lineage: Eukaryota; Metazoa; Mollusca; Cephalopoda; Octopoda; Octopodidae. The record is from RefSeq and is a predicted model, not a curated record.
AUGUCAAUGAAUUUGCUAUGGUACUACAGAAAAAUAAUGAACGAGUUUAAUAACAGAUUUAGCGAUUUCAAGAAAAUUACUAUAUUAUGCAGUUUCUUUGUUUCUCCGUUCAUGGAUGUAGACAUCGAAAAUAUUUCAGAAGAAUUUAGCAAGAUUUUUGACGUUGAUCGAAGAAAAAGUCAAAUAGAAAUUAUAAAUCUAAAAAAUGACAUCACUUUAAAAUUACAUUCAAAUGUCAACAUGUGGAAAUUUAUGUCUCAGGAAAAAUAUCCAAUUUUGAUUGAUUCGUAUCAACGAAUUCUUUCAUGCUUUGGAAGCACAUAUUUAUCCGAAACAUCAUUUUCAAGUAUGAAAAUGAUAAAAUCUCAAUACAGGACACGUUUAACGGAUGACCAUCUUGGGGAUUGCAUGAGAAUAGCAAUAAGCUUAUACGAGCCAGAAUUUGAAAUAAUCGCAAGUGAAUUACAAUGCCAAAAAUCGCAUUAA